Ctenocephalides felis (cat flea) is the source of this 747-nucleotide messenger RNA. RefSeq lists its product as uncharacterized. NCBI's taxonomy places the organism in Eukaryota, Metazoa, Arthropoda, Insecta, Siphonaptera, Pulicidae. The record is from RefSeq and is a predicted model, not a curated record. The transcript is spliced from 2 exons. Bases 262 to 747 code for a protein of 161 amino acids.
AGCAACCAGUAUUUCUAAAAGGGGUCAAAAGCAAGGCAAAAAUACGUCCAAAAUUCAUUUGUGAUAAAAAGUGUUUGUGAUUCAUAAAAAAUAAAUUAAACCAGCGCUUCAUUAGUGUGAUAUCGUGAACAAAUUGUGAUCAAAAACAUAACUCACUUAGUCAAAAUUGUAACAACCUGUGAUUCGCAUGUCCAACUCACCUUUACCAACAAUCCUUCGAGGACAAACCUCGACUUUUACACCUUAAAACAUUUUUUUACCAUGUUAUCCUACAUGCUCCCUGGUGAAGGAAAGUCUUCAUCCCCUCACCAUGUUCACCAGACGAUAUCAAAUCAGCAGAAGUCGCGAUUGCAAUUGGACUUAGAUACAAAUUCUUUGGAAUCUGCCCAGAAUUCUGCACCUAAGAUGACCCCUAUUAUCAGAACUGUCGAAGUCACAGAAACCAGAUAUAAGGAAUUGAGGCAUCCUGUUACUGGCCAAGUUUUAGAUGCCACCAGAGACCAAAAUGUCCAGGAGAUGGUUUUUAGUAACCCUCAAAUUUUAAGAGAUCGACUGGAAAAGACUAUGAUUAAACAGACUAACAGUGGACAGGUACCUUUCGAGAAAACAACUUACACCAAGACCCAAGCAUAUCCAAUCCACCAACAAUUUUCCACAAACAAUAAUAACACAUCAGAAAAAAUCGCCCUACAUGCAAAUUUCUGGUGUCAUAAAACCAACCGGCUCUGUCAACCAAAAACGAAAUAA